Parathielavia appendiculata is the source of this 1914-nucleotide messenger RNA. RefSeq lists its product as uncharacterized. The transcript has 2 exons. Bases 343 to 1614 code for a protein of 423 amino acids. The record is from RefSeq and is a predicted model, not a curated record. NCBI's taxonomy places the organism in Eukaryota, Fungi, Ascomycota, Sordariomycetes, Sordariales, Chaetomiaceae.
ACAAUAAUAACCUGGGGUCCAGCGAAGCUGACCGGAUGCGAUUCAGCCGCCGGGCACUGCUCAUCAUGUCUUACGAUCACCCGAGACAAUCAGAUUAUGUCUGUUUAUUAUUCAUGGAUGACCUCCCCGGGACAGUAUGCACUUGUUUCCGAGUUGGUUUGGUCUUUGCUUGCAUUCCAGAGCAGUCAUUGCAACCUACGCUCACAGUUAGAACAAAAUUGCUGAUCUGUCACUUACACGGCCCGAGUCAUGUCGAAACGUAAUCAGUUUACUACGGUCACGCCGCUCCCGGCAGGAGUCACACGGCAGAUCGUUCUUGAUCUCCUUCACGACCACGAGGAAAUGAUCGACCUGAACCCCUUAGUCAAGGAGCGGCAUCCAAUCUCCACGCCGCCCCAUGCUCAGGCAGACGAGCUACACUGUCAAUGGUACUCUUUGACGGACAAGAUCGCAUACUUGCCCGGUGUGGCUGGGGAUGUGAGCUACACAUGCGCCUUCAACGACCUGCCAACCGGCCUUCAAACGCACUGCUAUGCGCCGGCUGGGUUGACCAUCCGCGACAAAUGGACCGUUGGCGGCUCUCUUUCGGGUGAGCCCACAGAACCGAUAGAGCUGGGACUCCGGGUGCCGCCGUCAGUACUUUACCUCCGCGAAGACGUCGACAUGCGCUGCAAUGUGAUCAUGGCAGGCUUCGUCAAGAAGACGCUCAAGAAAUCGCACGCGGCACUCGUCGAUAGGCUAAAAGUAAAGGCCCAGAUUGCGACUUCUGCCAGCAGUUUCAAGGCGAACAGAAACAGUAGCAGCAGUGCCGAGUCGUCCGAGCCGACCAAGCCGAUAGGCGGCGGGACCGCGCGGCGAAUUAGCAUCAGCAGCCUUCCCUACCAUCUCCUAUCUGCAUCUGUCCCGACCAGUCGCCCCUCUUCCGUGGCUUCCUCCGUCGUCAGCACCGCGUCAUCACCCUCAAUCUACAGCACACCAAGCAGUCCGACGUUGUCGUCGCCAGCUAGUAGUCUCGGAGCGGGCCCGGCGAGUUCAGCGUUGAGUCCGCCGACAGCUCACAGCAGCGGGCCCCAACGCCAAUCUAAACAACGACCGGAUGAAUCCGUCGCGUGGCUAUCUCUAGCUCUGCGGACAGCGAACAGGACCGAACAGAAACCCGAAAUUGCGUCCGUGAGCGUUCGGAUCUCGGAGCCAGAAACACCUUUCCUCCUCCAGCAACAGCCCGACUGGCCGCUAACGACACAAAGAGCUGUCCCGGCGCCGCGCCGUCAGGGCCAGCUAUUAUUACAUGCGUAUGGGCUUCCGGCCAGUCACUCUUUCUCGGCCGGUGCUGCGUCCAGCAACAUGGAAUCACCAAACAACUCCAUAUCCGCCGGGAGGGAUGACGUCCUCUCACCUGACGCUCUCUGGCACGCUCUGGGCGGUGGACGCUUGGCCGCAACGAACGCGGCGAACUACAAGGCCAACAGCAGCCAACAACCUCACCCUGGCAACCACAAUCGCGGCCACCCGGAUUAUCCCCAGAUGGGCCCGUACGACGACGAGAGCAAUGGAGCUGUUGUCGAGCUGGGUGUGGCGGGCUUACGACCGCUUCCGUUGCGUGCGAAGCCUUAAGCUGAUGCCGGUUAGGACAGCGAUGAACGGGCCUUUUGCUGCCGAAUUGAUUGAACGUUAACGGGAGGUCUGUUUGUGUCGAAAGCUGUUAUAUAUCAAGGUGUUUGGCGCACAUUUUCUGUUUGUCGAGCAUUGUUGUAGGGAAAGGGAUGGUUCCAAGUCGGUAGCUUGCAUGCAAUACCCCGGAUACUAAAUGAGUAACGAUGGUCUUUUCCUGCUGAUUGUGUAGCGUUAGGCCGAGGGUCAUAUAGAAGGAGUGUUGUACAUUCCUCAGCCCUAACAGGACUUUGAAUCUCAAGU